CUGAACUAGAUGGAUAAUAUCUGAACUGAAAACUCGAAACAGCAACACAAUCACAACAAUGGCGUCAAUGAUAGUUCCAUCCCCUCUCCAACCGAAAUUAUUCCAUAAUACCAUCUCUUCCUCUUCUUCUUCUUCUUCAUCAACGGUUGGUCCAAUUUCAAUUUUUGUGGGGUCUGUAAGGAGUAUCGGAUGGUGCAGAAAAAGCGCGAGGAAACUUGGCCCAAGCUGCGGCUCAAGAACAACUUGCUGGUUCAGGUUCGGUAAAAAUGGCGUCGAUGCUGAAGGUGCCGGUAUUUAUGGAAGCCAAGCCCGUGAUGAUUUCGACCGUGAUGAUGUUGAACAGUACUUCAAUUACAUGGGGAUGCUGGCAGUGGAGGGUACAUAUGACAAAAUGGAGGCUCUUCUGAACCAGAACAUUCAUCCAGUGGAUAUAUUGCUGCUAAUGGCUGCUUCGGAGGGUGACCUUCCCAAAAUCGAAGAGUUACUCAGAGCCGGUGCAAAUUACUCCGUCAAAGAUGCCGAUGGUCGCACCGCCUUGGAUAGGGCGUCAACUCCCGAAAUCAAGGACUUCAUUCUCGGUUUCUCCGUUCAGAAAGCAUGAUUCUUUUUUCAAGUUUUGCGACUUUUUAUUUAAUGCGACUUCCCGACUUUUACCCUGUUAUAUGCUUUUAGCCUAAAUUGAUGAACUGGAAAAAAAUCAGAGAAUGAGAUAUUUAUUAUUUUUCCUCCAUA
Messenger RNA from Erythranthe guttata (spotted monkey flower), 732 nucleotides. RefSeq names its product Ankyrin repeat family protein (gene GDC1). Gene Ontology annotation, cellular component: chloroplast envelope; chloroplast stroma. NCBI's taxonomy places the organism in Eukaryota, Viridiplantae, Streptophyta, Magnoliopsida, Lamiales, Phrymaceae. Gene Ontology annotation, biological process: granum assembly; intracellular protein transport. The record is from RefSeq and is a predicted model, not a curated record.